This is a messenger RNA of Prunus mume (Japanese apricot), 1606 nucleotides long. RefSeq names its product putative 3-hydroxyisobutyrate dehydrogenase-like 2, mitochondrial. NCBI's taxonomy places the organism in Eukaryota, Viridiplantae, Streptophyta, Magnoliopsida, Rosales, Rosaceae. The record is from RefSeq and is a predicted model, not a curated record. Gene Ontology annotation, molecular function: oxidoreductase activity; NADP binding; NAD binding.
GUCUAAAAAGUGGAAGUUGCGUUCAUUUCCAAAAAGGAAAAAUCGUAUGAACCAAAAACUUUUUAAUUAGACUUCCCGGUGAUUUCCCAUUAGCCUUCUUAGCUACGAGGCUCUUUCAAUUUUGAAGUGAAUUCAUUCCCCACCAGAAAUCCAGCUUCCUUUCUCAGCAACCAUCUUCUUCAGGACACUGAUGGGAACUCCUUACCCAAACCCCAUUUCUCCUUCCCAAACCCGCAUAGGCUGGAUUGGCAUAGGCGUCAUGGGAGCUGCCAUGGCCUCCCGCCUUCUCUCAGCCGGCUACUCCCUCACCAUCUACGCUCGCACUCCUUCAAAAGCUCAUCCCCUCCAAUCCCAAGGUGCCCAACUGGCCGAUUCCCCAUUUCAACUCGCUCAACUCAGCGACGUCGUCUUCACAAUGGUGGGACACCCACCAGAUGUUCGAUCAAAUAUCCUCGACCCAGAAACCGGCCUUCUCUGGGGCCUCCGCCCAAACUCGGUCUCCGUCGACAUGACAAGCAGUCAUCCAGCCCUUGCCCGCGAGAUUUUCAAUGCUGCGCGCACCAAAGAUUGCUGGACUGUCGAUGCGCCAGUGUCUGGGGGUGACAUUGGCGCUAGAGAAGGCAAACUCGCCAUACUUGCCGGCGGUGAUGCUUCCGUGGUCGAGUGGUUGGCCCCAGUGUUUGAUGUUUUGGGGAAGGUUACUUACGUGGGUCCUGCCGGCUCCGGCCAAAACUGCAAGAUUGCGAACCAGAUUGUGGUGGGAGGGAAUUUGGUGGGGUUGAGCGAAGGGUUGGUGUUUGCCGAGCGGGCCGGGUUGGAUGUGCAGCAGUUUAUGGAGGCGGUGAGGGGCGGGGCAGCCGGGUCGAUGGUGAUGGAGUUGUUUGGGGAUAGGAUUAUAGGGAGGGACUUCAGGCCUGGUGGGUUUGCUGAGUAUAUGGUGAAGGAUUUGGGGAUGGGUGUGGAUGUUGUGGAGGAGAAUGAGGAGGGGAGGGUGGCGGUGUUGCCUGGUGCUGCAUUGUGCAAGCAGUUGUUUUCUGGCAUGGUGGCUAAUGGGGAUGGGAAGCUUGGCGGUCAAGGUCUUAUCACUGUCAUAGAGAGGCUCAAUGGAAAGUGAGAUGAAAUGGUUAGCUCAAUUUGAAAGGUUUUGUUUUAGGCAAUUAGAAGAUCAUCCACUCCUUCUAUCUUCUACUGAGAGAUUUAACUAUUACAUUAAGAAAAUGGUUGCCAUGGCUGAAAGGAAGGAGGCCCAAGAAAAGAUAAUACAACAAGAAAGUUGACUUCAAUAGAGUCAUUGAGGAAGGAUGGGUCUUUCGUGAUGCUCUCAAAGAAAGACAUUAUAGCAAAAACGUUUACUAAAAAUAAAAAUUGAAUAACAUUGUCAGAGAGAAGAAAGAAAAGAAGAUGCAGACGAAAAAGAAGUUGAAGGCGAGGACGAAGAAGAAGAGGAAGAUAAGGGCAAGGAUGAAGUUGCUGCAUAUCAUCUUUUAAUUUUUCUUUUUUUGGUCCUGUUUGAAAACGAUUUUCCUAAGUAGCUAGAGUUCUAAUGAGUGAUAUUAUAGCAAGAGUUAUGUAUGUUUUAUUCUAGGUUCUAAUAAUCUUAAUGUUU